AUGGCCGAGGUGAUCAGUGAUUUCGUAUCAGACUCCUCGCGCUACCACCACGGCCAUACGAUGGUAACUGGGUCUGGUCAACAGCGGUCUCCAGCAGAAUCACCAUACCGCCAACGCUCACGAUCUAAAGUCGAACCUCCACCCUCUCCACGCCAGCAGCCUACCUCCGUUGCUUCUGGUACACCUCCGCCGAGUUCGUCCGCCAGACCUCUACCUCAGCACAAUGUUGAGGACGCCCCAGAUCGAUCAGCGAAAGCUGAACCUCCUUCUCCUCCACGGAGUUCCAGUCCCCCGCGUUCACAUGCCAAAAAGAGGUUCACAAGUCAGAGGGAUUUUCCAGAAUCAUCUGCACCGUAUAGUAGGUCCCCAAUCGAGAACAAACCGAAAGUCGAACGCAAUUCCCCAUUACUGUCCUCACAUUCGCCCAUUCAAAGAUCUGCCAGGUCCCUGGAUGAUGUGAAGAAAUAUGGAGGAAAUACAAUCAAAGUCCGCGAUCUGGCGCAUAUCCAAAGCUUUGCUACCGAAGAAUUCCUAUCCUACAGGGGACAAUCUGGGCGACUACGGACUGCAGACGAUCCAACAUUGAAGUACGAGAUCAGUGGAAUGCCCAUAACAGAUAUCAUUGAGAUGGUAGCGGGGCUUCUUACCAAGAUCACGACUACAAAUGACAGGCAGCAUGAUGCUUUGAAUCGACCGCUUCCCUCAGGAGAUACUGUGAGCUUGACAGGGUACUCUUCUAGUGUUCUAGCCUUCCACGGGAAGAACGUACCAAGUAUCACUAUUUUGAGCUAUUUGAGCCGCAUACACAAGUACUGUCCGACAACUUAUGAAGUCUUCCUCAGUCUGCUGGUAUAUUUCGACCGCAUGACAGAGAGAGUAAAUGCAGGGACGAUCCAAGCUUUGAAUCGAGACACGGUCGACCAGGACAGCUCUCCGCCGUCGUCCGGAUACUCAGCAGAAGGGUCAGAUCUGGCAGACAGCCCGCCAGCAACAACAUCAAGGAGCGUACCGGAGAUAGCAGCUGAUCUCGAAAGGGCUCAGUACUCGCACGCCCCACCGCCCGAACAUAGCCCAUCGACUGCCGCCUUCCCGCUUUCGCAUUUCUUUGUCGUUGACAGCUUCAAUAUCCACCGCUUGGUCAUUGCAGGAGUUACAUGCGCCAGCAAGUUUUUCUCGGAUGUAUUUUAUACCAAUUCUAGAUACGCGAAGGUCGGUGGUCUUCCACUUCCCGAACUUAAUCAUCUCGAACUCCAAUUCCUCCUGCUUAACGAUUUUCGCCUCUCAGUUCCCGUGGAAGAGCUAGAAGCCUACGGCACGAUGCUGGUAGAAUUCUACGCCCGGGAAGUUAUUGCGCAGCGCCAAGGCCAGAUACCUCACGAUAUGGCGUAUCCAGAUGAUAACACUUCUGCACCAGCAUCUCCUUGA
Molecule: messenger RNA, 1425 nt
Organism: Cadophora gregata
Lineage: Eukaryota; Fungi; Ascomycota; Leotiomycetes; Helotiales; Ploettnerulaceae
Exons: 2
Coding region: 1-1425 (474 amino acids)
Biological process (GO): regulation of cyclin-dependent protein serine/threonine kinase activity
Cellular component (GO): nucleus; cyclin-dependent protein kinase holoenzyme complex
Molecular function (GO): cyclin-dependent protein serine/threonine kinase regulator activity; protein kinase binding
Source: RefSeq, a predicted model, not a curated record